Messenger RNA from Mizuhopecten yessoensis (Yesso scallop), 1879 nucleotides. RefSeq lists its product as uncharacterized. Gene Ontology annotation, cellular component: extracellular region. The record is from RefSeq and is a predicted model, not a curated record. Bases 143 to 1687 code for a protein of 514 amino acids. NCBI's taxonomy places the organism in Eukaryota, Metazoa, Mollusca, Bivalvia, Pectinida, Pectinidae. The transcript has 10 exons. Gene Ontology annotation, molecular function: carbohydrate binding; chitin binding.
GACUGAUCUGUUGGGUUGUUUCUCAUAAUUACGGCGACGACGUACGUUAUAAAGGUAAGCCGAGAACGAAACUUAGCCACAGGUAACAAACACCGCGCAAACAGGAAGUAUUUUUGAAGAAUAUAUGAAACACCGGUAAAAGAUGUACUCCGGACUAGUACUAAUACUAGCCCUCUUUCCUGUGUUGUACGGACAAGAUGUUUGCAGUAGGUGUCAAGGUGCAAACUUAUGUCUCGCUCCCGACGCGAACGACUGCCGAAUGUUUAAUAUAUGCCAGAAUAAAAGGCGGCAAAUAAUGCGCUGUUCGUUCGGAACAUUCUUCGAUGUUGAUAAUAACAUAUGUAACUACCCCUCACGCGUCCGGUGUCCUAGAGAUCCAUGCAAAGGAGUCCGUAGCCCGACGUCAUACGCUGAUGGCAAUGGGAACUGUCGCCACUACUGGAAGUGUAUUGACGGAUUGUCAACAGCGUUGUGUUGUAAAGAAGGAACUAGUUACAAUAGCGAUCGCAGUGAAUGUGUAGCAGACGCCAACUGUACUGAUAGCUGUACACUGUAUUCUCAAUCUGGUGGGCCAGCAGUUACCGGAAGGGUCCAGGUAGUGUGUGGGAACGAAAAAAGUACCUUACGUUGCUCUUCCGGUGACGUCAUUCGUAUACAUUCGGCUGUCUACGGUGGCGCUGAUCCUAUGACCUGUAUGAUCGAGCAGGAUACAUCAUCAUGUCCCAACAUUAAAGCCAUGCAUGUUCUCGGACCACUUUGUAACGACAAACAAUCUUGCGAGGUUCACAUUCCGAGUGUCCUGUCUGAUCACUGCCCUGAUAUUGCUAAACAGGUCGAGAUCCGUUACGUCUGUGAAGCAGGGUGUAAACUAAGGCCCGGGAAAGACGGAAGGUCGUUCUACAAUCUAGCUAGCAAGGGAACCACUAUGACCUGCGGAUUAGGCACGAGGUUUAAUGCGGCGUCUUGUGGUUGUAUCGGCACCGGAGAAGCUCCUCAAUGCCGUCUUGAAGUACAGGUACUUUUUGGAAAGACCGACGAAGGCCAGAUUAAAAACAUGGCCGACUCCGGUAUCCAUAUCGAAAGCCACAACGUGUUACAGGUGUCCGGCUAUGGUCGUUUUCUAGGAAGCUCACGGAUCCAGAUACCAUUUUACAACAACAAUGACCGCAUGUCCCGUAUGUUUGGUUUCCAGUUAAGGAUAUUCCCCCUACCAAGCGACUCAACCAAACAAGUACUCUUAUCUAAUUGUCAGUCUGACGCUAAAGUGCUUGAUUCUCCGUCCCUUGAAGUUUAUCUGGCACCUCUCGAAAAGAAAAUUUACUUCCGCGCGGUCAACAACCUUGAGGUGGAUAGCCAAAUAUCCGUACCGUACAUUGACGAAACAUGGAGUAACGUGCUCUUCUUAUUCAAUGGACGAUCGAUGUUUGCCAAGUUGCAGUACGUUGAACCAAACACAAAAAUUUUACGAGAAGCUACGGACAAUGCACCAUUCUCAGGUAAAAUCAAAAUUGGAUUAAGCCCGUUAAAGAUUGGAAGUUGCCGGGAUAAUGAUGGAGUAAAGGCCUACAUCGACGAGAUCCAGAUGUCUUUCUGUAAGACCCGAUUUCCUGAUGCUUCUGCAGCUUCCCCAUCAACUCAGAACUCACCACAGCUGACAACAGAUCCCCCUGGCCCCACGCUUCCGUAAAACAGACUCAUUAAUACCAUGUGUUUAAAUUCUACCUGUCUUUAUUUAUAUCGCAGUUAUUUGUAAAAUAUACUCAUGUUUCUGUGGAAUUUUCGUUUUCUUUUUCAUUUUUUUUAAUAUUAACCUUUAUUGUAUAAUAACAUAUUAGUUCAUGUAUCGAAACAACUAUUAAAUAAAUACAAAUCAAUAUCA